UGUGAAUAAAGCCAGUGGAAAUGAGAUGGAGGGGAUCCUCAUCGCCACAUCCUUACAACGAGGGAAUCAACUGAAGGGGUCGUCGCUUUGCCGAAACGGGUCAUAGCAUCCAACGACUAUCGGUUCCUUAUCUCCAUGUCCUAUCCCUUCCCUGGUGAACUCGUACUAAUUGUCCAGUGACAGAUUGAUCUGAGCGCACCCCUGCCGCUGCCUUCUCCAUCCUUCUCUUUCAACUCCUGUUCUUUACUACUCUUUCUCUACCAUGGCCGCAGCGCUGGCUCGCUCCUCUGGUCGUCUAAUGAUUCCAAACGCCACCACUUCCUCCGCACAUCAUAGGUAUCGGAGUUGUUGGCUGUCCAUGAACGGGUGUGGUGGGGCUGGCGGCUCCGACAAGGCGGUGGGCAUCUGCGAGACAAGGACACUGGCCUCAGUGUCGGCCCCGGAGCUGGCGGUGCCGCAGCUAAAGCUGGCAGUCUCGGUGUUGGAGGCCAACCCGCCGCAGUCCGACUCCGGCAUCAUCCGUCUCCAGGUGCCGAUACGGCAGCGGGCGGACGCGCUGGAGUGGCUGCAGGCGCAAUCGCAACAUCAGGUCCUGCCUCGCUGUUUCUUCUCCAGUAGAGGGCAGAGUCUAGAUUUGACAAGCCUCUCGUUAGUCGGCAACGGAGGAGGGCUUGCGAGUACCGCCAAGGCUGAUGGUGAUGAGCAGGAAUUGGUCAGCGUUGCCGGCGUUGGGUCCGCAGUCUUCUUCCAAGGGUCCUGUCCUUUUGCCUUGCAAGACUGGCAAUCCAUUAAAAGAUUUCUAUGCAAGGACUGCCAUCUUAUUCGUGCGUAUGGUGCCAUGCGUUUUGAUGCAAGGACUGUUGUUGCCCCCGAAUGGGAGGAUUUUGGUUCUUUUUACUUCAUUGUUCCACAGGUUGAGUUUGAUCAGCUUCAAGAAAGUUCAAUGCUCGCUUUGACUAUCGCAUGGGAUAACAAUCUUCUCUGGACGUGGCAAAAAGCAAUGGAUGAGCUUAAAGCUACACUGCAACAGAUCUCCUCUUGCUUUGGUAGAUUGAGGAAGUUAGAUCCAAAAACAGCCAUCAUCAGUUUUCAGCAUUUUCCAUCCAAAGGGUCUUGGGAUAUAUCUGUUAAAAGAGCUCUAGAGAUAAUAAAUGGAAGAGAAUCGGAGUUGGUGAAGGUCGUACUUGCACGGUGUAGUAAAUAUAUUAUCGAUACUACGAUGGAUCCUUUAGUAUUAUUAGCUAGUUUAAAGGCUGAAAGCCAAAACGCAUACCAAUUCUAUAUACAGCCACCUGGUGCACCAGCAUUUAUUGGAAAUACACCAGAGCAGUUAUUUCAUCGGAAAUGCUUCCAUGUUACAAGCGAGGCUUUAGCUGGAACACGUGCUAGGGGUGUAACUAAGGCUGAAGAUCUGCAGAUUGGUCAAGAUCUACUAUUCAGCCCUAAAGAUAAUAUUGAGUUUGUUAUAGUACGGGAGAGCAUUAGAAGAAAACUACAGAUCAUUUGUGAUGAGGUUCACAUUGAGCCCAGUAAAGCACUUCGAAAACUUCCUAGAAUCCAGCAUUUAUCAGCCCAAUUAUCAGGCAGAUUGAGAGAUGAAGACAGUGAGUUCGACAUUCUGACAUCCCUCCACCCAAGUCCAGCUGUUUGUGGAUUGCCUACAGAGGAGGCUCGUCGAUUUAUAAAAGAAAAUGAAAUGUUUGAUCGAGGAAUGUAUGCUGGCCCUGUUGGUUGGUUUGGCGGUCGAGAAAGUGAAUUUGCCGUUGGGAUCAGAUCAGCUUUGGUGAAAAAUGGUGUUAGUAUAUUAGUUUUUGCUGGUGCUGGAAUUGUUGAGGGAACUAUUCCUUCUUUGGAGUGGGAAGAGCUGGAGUUGAAAGAAUCCCAGUUCACAAAGUUGUUCCAGUACCAAAACCCCAUGGUUUGCCAUCAAAAAGCAAAGAGUACGACGAGCACUGCCAACUAAAAAUGUUUCUAGAUACAUCCAGGGCCUCAAGCAGACUCUUUUGAUGGCCACCGUUGAGUGAUCACAUAGAAUGGCUGUGUAAAUAUUCUUUCCAUCUACAAUAAACAAGCUUGAAAAAUGAUUGUCCCACGAGAAUUGUUGGGAUUAAUGAUUCUAAUGUUUGUAGGAACACGAGAAUUCAUAAUCCAUUGCAAGUGUAUUAUACUAUACUAGGUACUUGUAAUUAAAUUGCCAUAAAUGAUGCGAGUGUGCAUAUUAUGCUUCAUUUUUUUGUUA
Messenger RNA from Musa acuminata subsp. malaccensis (wild Malaysian banana), 2239 nucleotides. It is a transcript of the gene ICS, whose product is annotated as isochorismate synthase 2, chloroplastic. Gene Ontology annotation, molecular function: isochorismate synthase activity. Gene Ontology annotation, biological process: phylloquinone biosynthetic process. NCBI's taxonomy places the organism in Eukaryota, Viridiplantae, Streptophyta, Magnoliopsida, Zingiberales, Musaceae. The record is from RefSeq and is a predicted model, not a curated record. Gene Ontology annotation, cellular component: plastid.